UGAUUUUACUUAGAAUAUUACACAACAAUUUAUUAACAACAUCAACAACAAAUGUCAAUCAUCAUUUCAAAAAAUACAAGCAAUGGAAGAAAACUUUUUCCACUAUGACCAGUUGUCUGAUGAUGGAACAUAAAAACAACAACAUGAACAAUAAUAAAAAUAGAUGGAAAGUAUUAUUUUUUGGAACAGAUGAAUUUGCUUUGGAAAGUUUAAAAUGUUUACACAAAGAAUACAAAUCAAUGAGACUACUUGAACGUUUGGAGACAGUGACAGCAUACAAUGGUCAUGAAAAUAAUGUGCUUAAAUAUGCAAAAGAUCAACAAAUAAAAAUACACUCUUGGCCACUUGAUAAAAAUAUUAUUAUUGAUUUUGAUAUUGGAAUUGUUGUAUCUUUUGGACAUCUCAUACCAUCCUGGAUGAUUCAAUCAUUUCCAUUAGGAAUGAUCAAUGUUCAUGCAAGUUUGCUACCAAAAUGGAGAGGUGCAGCACCAAUUAUUCAUUCACUUAUGAACGGUGACAAUGAAACUGGAGUUACUAUCAUGAAAAUAAUGCCAAAAAAAUUUGAUGUUGGUGAAAUUCUGGAUCAACAAAAGGUCAUUAUUAGCCCCGAUGAGACACAUCCAGAAUUGUAUAGUCGACUAGCAAACACUGGAGGACAAUUAUUAAUUAAAUCAAUUGAAAAAUUACCAAAUUUAAUUUAUUCUGGAAGAAAACAAUGUGAUACUCAAGCAACUUAUGCACCAAAAAUAAAUAAAAAUAUAUCAUUUGUAAGAUGGACAGAGAUGACAGCUCAACAAGUUUAUAAUCUUCAAAGAUCAUUGAUUGGUAUUUAUCCAUUGACAACUGUCUUUAAUAAUCAAAUUGUCAAAAUAUUUGGUAUUAAAAUACACAAUGAUUCACCAAGCUGUAAUGAAAAUCUCGAGGCCUCAUCACCAGGUGCUAUUAUUUAUGAUUGUAAAAAUAAUGUACUUUUAGUUAAAUGUCAUGACAACAAGUGGGUGUCUAUUGAAGAAAUAACAAUACCCAAUCAUAGAAAAAUGAAUGCAAAUGAUUUCAACAAUGGCUUUCUAAAGUCUAAUAAUAAUAAUAAUAAUCAAAAUAAUAAAUUU
This is a messenger RNA of Aphidius gifuensis, 1109 nucleotides long. Its product is annotated as methionyl-tRNA formyltransferase, mitochondrial. Gene Ontology annotation, cellular component: mitochondrion. NCBI's taxonomy places the organism in Eukaryota, Metazoa, Arthropoda, Insecta, Hymenoptera, Braconidae. Gene Ontology annotation, biological process: biosynthetic process; conversion of methionyl-tRNA to N-formyl-methionyl-tRNA. The annotation marks the transcript as partial. The transcript is spliced from 5 exons. Gene Ontology annotation, molecular function: methionyl-tRNA formyltransferase activity. The record is from RefSeq and is a predicted model, not a curated record.